AUGGCCGCCGCAGCGCAACAACAACAAGGGCCGCCGCCGGGCGCGGGAGGAGACACUGCGGCUGCGGCGGCGGCGGUUGCGGAGGUGGAGGACAGGAUGGACCUGCUGUGGGAGGACUUCAACGAGGAGCUGGCGCGGGGCGGCCGCGGCUCCUGCUGCCGCGCCCGCGCCGCCGGCGGCGGGCUGCAGCAGGCGCGCGACCUGUGGUCGUCGGGCUCGUCGGACGCGGAGUCGUCGGAGCCCGCGGCGGCCCGUGGGUGCGCGCCGGUGCUGCGCCCCUCGUCCAGGGCCGGCGGCGCGGUCCGGCACUGCCGCCGCCGCGCCGGGACGUGGGUGCUGCUCAUGAGGAUCUUCAGGCGGCUCUUCGUCAUCGAGAAGACCGUCUCCGCGUCCGCGGCCGCAGCCAGGCGGCAGCACGCCGCUGCCACGGCGAGGGCGAGCUGA
Molecule: messenger RNA, 444 nt
Organism: Miscanthus lutarioriparius
Lineage: Eukaryota; Viridiplantae; Streptophyta; Magnoliopsida; Poales; Poaceae
Source: the annotation of a GenBank genome assembly